GGAAACAUCAACAGGAAUAUUCCAGCCCUACAACACUACAUGGAAGCAUUCCCUCAAAUCUACAAUUGCUAUCCAAAACUCUUAUCCUUUGUAACAGGUAGUAAUUUAAGUUCGCAGCGUGUUAAUUUAUAUUACAACCAUGUGUUUUGUUGAACUGAUGCGGAAGUGCUAUUGAGGCAGAUGUGUUGAGAUAAAAAAAACAACCAUGCACUUCUCAGUUGCAAUAUUCCUCAUCGGUUCUGUGCUGCUGACACAGACCGACGCGCGGUAUACCGCAGACUGGAAGAGUCUGGAUGCACGGCCACUGCCCUCCUGGUACGACGAAGCCAAGUUCGGGAUCUUCGUCCACUGGGGAGUGUUCUCCGUGCCUGGCUUCGAAAGUGAGUGGUUCUGGUGGCACUGGCAGGGCCAGCAGCCCCCCGAUAAGAAGUGUGUGCGCUACAUGACUGAGAACUACCCCCCGGGGUUUAGUUAUGCAGACUUCGCACCCCAGUUCCACGCUCAGUUUUUUAACCCGGAGGAUUGGGCCGACAUAUUCCAAGCCUCUGGUGCAAAGUAUGUUGUAUUGACUGCCAAGCACCACGAGGGAUUCACAAACUGGGGAUCUCCAAACUCUUGGAACUGGAAUUCCGUUGACAACGGCCCCCACAGAGACCUUGUGGGCGACCUAGGAAACGCAGUGCGCAACAGGUCAUUGCACUAUGGGCUGUACAACUCCUUAUACGAGUGGUUCAAUCCUCUUUACCUGUCUGACAAGAAGAAUGGGUUCAAAACACAGGAGUUUGUGCUUCACAAAUUGCUCCCAGAGCUUUAUAACAUGGUCGUAAGGUACAAGCCUGAGUUGAUCUGGUCUGACGGAGACUGGGAAGCACCCGACACGUACUGGAACUCAACAGAGUUCCUCGCCUGGCUCUACAACGACAGCCCAGUUAAAGACACGAUCGUGACCAAUGACCGAUGGGGCGCUGGCUGUUCCUGCCACCAUGGAGGCUAUUACAACUGUGCAGACAAGUUCACCCCAGGCGAAGUGCCCAAGCACAAGUGGGAGAAGUGUACGUCUGUGGACCUCCAAUCCUGGGGUUAUCGCAGGAACAUGAAGAUCGUGGAGCUGAUGGACCUCCCCGAUAUUAUCGAGGACCUGGUGCGCACAGUGGCCCUGGGCGGGAACUACCUCCUCAACGUGGGCCCCACCCCCGAAGGCAUGAUCCCCCCGCUGUUCGAGGAGAGACUGCGGGGUGUGGGCGCCUGGCUGGACGUCAACGGGGAGGCCAUCUACGGCUCCAGCCCCUGGAGGGUGCAGAGGCAGAACAAGACCGACACCUUCUGGUUUACAUCUAAAGGGUCAACUGUCUACGCCUUCAUGACAACAAAGCCCAAAAGAGUAAUUCUAACCCUCUACGCACCAAAGACUUCAGACAACACCAAUGUUACUCUGCUAGGAAACCCAUGUCCGUUGACCUGGUUCCCGAUCACGGCCGAUGCUGGUCUCGUCGUCGCGCUGCCUGAGCUGCCCUUCACGCCUGGACAAGCCUGGACUCUCAAGUUGGAUGGGGUCCUGUAAGACUCGCUAGAGACCACCUGUACCUUCAUUUUUAAUCAACUUGUAGAACGUCCAGAUGGUUAAUAAUGACUCAGGGACUUGAAUGUAAAUUGCACUUGGUUGAUGUGGUGGAAAGGAAGGUGUGAUUUUAUUGCAGCUGGAUCAUGAACUGAUUUAGGUGAUAACAAAAAAUAUGUCUUUGAUGUGAAGGGAAAAUGAAUAUUGGCACUCCUAUAAGCCGGCUAGAUUAUUUCAUCAAUCAUUUUGAUUAUUUUUAUAGUCCAUAUUUUUUAUACUGUCUGCUGCAAUGAUUAAAAUGUGCUUUUAUUUCCCUAA
Gadus morhua (Atlantic cod) is the source of this 1876-nucleotide messenger RNA. RefSeq names its product tissue alpha-L-fucosidase. The record is from RefSeq and is a predicted model, not a curated record. The coding region runs from base 206 to 1561 and encodes 451 amino acids. Gene Ontology annotation, biological process: glycoside catabolic process; fucose metabolic process. NCBI's taxonomy places the organism in Eukaryota, Metazoa, Chordata, Actinopteri, Gadiformes, Gadidae. Gene Ontology annotation, molecular function: alpha-L-fucosidase activity. Gene Ontology annotation, cellular component: lysosome. The transcript is spliced from 8 exons.